This is a messenger RNA of Vespula pensylvanica (western yellowjacket), 1489 nucleotides long. RefSeq names its product mitochondrial thiamine pyrophosphate carrier-like. Gene Ontology annotation, biological process: thiamine pyrophosphate transmembrane transport. Gene Ontology annotation, molecular function: thiamine transmembrane transporter activity. The transcript is spliced from 5 exons. Gene Ontology annotation, cellular component: mitochondrial inner membrane. NCBI's taxonomy places the organism in Eukaryota, Metazoa, Arthropoda, Insecta, Hymenoptera, Vespidae. The record is from RefSeq and is a predicted model, not a curated record. Bases 137 to 1060 code for a protein of 307 amino acids.
AAAAUAUCCUCUUUUUUUAUUUUUAUUAUCUAAAAUUACAGUAACUUUUAUAAAUUAUAGAAAAAUUCAUUCUUAAAUUUUCAAUAGAUAGAAGAAAUUAGAUUAAGAAUCAUGACCAUUAUAUAACAAACAUUUAAUGGGUAUAUUAUCAAUGGAUAAAAAAAAUAAUGCAAAUCAUGCAAUUGCGGGAGCUAUUAGUGGAUUUCUUACACGUUUCACUUGCCAACCCUUGGAUGUUGUGAAGAUAAGAUUUCAGUUACAAGUAGAACCUAUAACACGAUACCAUACAAGUAAAUAUCAAUCCUUUUUUCAAGCAUUUUGGUUGAUAUUAAAAGAAGAAGGAAUACUUGCAUUAUGGAAAGGACAUGUUCCUGCUCAAUUAUUAUCUAUAGUUUAUGGAACAGGACAGUUUUAUUCUUACAAUGUAAUUAUCGCAUUUUCUGAUAAAUACUCAUAUUUAAACGAACGAAAAUAUUUGACAAAUUUUGUGGCUGGCGCAAGUGCUGGAAGUAUUGCUACCAUUAUAUCUUUCCCUUUUGAUACAAUUAGAACAAGAUUAAUAGCUCAAUCUUAUAAUUGUAAAGUAUAUAAUGGUAUAUUACACUCAUGUAGUACAAUUCUGCAUCAAGAAACACCAAAGGUCUUUUUUGCUGGAUUGUCACCAACUUUAUUACAAAUUGCUCCACAUACUGGUUUACAAUUUUUAUUUUAUAGAUAUCUUACAGAUAUUUAUAAAAAAUAUUUUAAAGAAACUGAUAUCAAUUUUUACAAUUCUAUGAUAUCAGGUAGUAUAGCUGGCUUGAUGGCAAAAACUUUUAUAUAUCCAAUGGAUUUAGCACGAAAAAGACUGCAAAUACAAGGUUUUGAAUAUGGUAGAAAAGAAUUUGGUAAAUUUUUUAAAUGCAAAGGUUUGAUAGAUUGUUUAAGAGUAACAAUAAGAGACGAGGGUAUAAAAGGCUUGUUUAAAGGUUUAUUACCAAGCCAAUUAAAAGCUGCAUUAACAACAGCUUUGCAUUUUACUUUCUAUGAACAAGCCUUAUUAGUUUUAAAAAAUAUAUGAUUAUUGAUUUGAAAAAAUAUCGUUAUACGAUAAAAUAUAAAUGAAACAUUACUAUUACCACACUGUAACAACGCACUGAUCAGCAACAAUAUUCUCAAGACUUGAUAUUUUAUUUAUUGUUUUGAUGGUAGUAGAUAUAUAAAUAAAUUAAUAAAAAAAACUUUACAAUCAAAUAUUAUACCAACCAUUUACUGUGCUAUUUUUUUACUUUGUAAAACAAUUAACGUAAUUUGCAAUAGCUCACACACGCGUGUAUACAAUUUUGUUACGUCCCAUAAGUUAGUCACGUGUAUAUAAAAUGUGUAGACCAAUCAGAAAGAUGAGACUAUGAUAGAUUGUUUUGAUUGGUAGCAAAUAUGGAUAAUCGUUGUACCUUAAAGUAUUUAUUAUAUAAACUGUAUAUAAAUUUGCAAUUUUUAAUUGACAUUU